CGAGCCUGACGUAGGCCGAAUUCGUCACCAUGGUAACGGAGGUUUUGACGACGGCCUGGAGAGCGGUUUGAGGGGCUCUUGGAGCCGCUGAAGUUUCGCCAUCAUGGAUUUAAACCUGAACCGGGUAGAUUAUCUCCAGGUUGGUGUGACUUCUCAAAAGACCAUGAGGUUGCUUCCUGCUUCAGGACGCAAGGCAACACAGAAGGUUGUCAUUGGAGAUCAUGAUGGUGUUAUUACCUGUUUUGGUAUCAAAAAAGGAGAAUCUGUGCCAGUAUUCAAGACCUUGCCCGGGGAAAAAAUUGCAAGGCUCGAACUGGGAGGUGCUCUUAAUACACUUCAGGAGAAAAUUUUUGUGGCUGCAGGAUCUGAGGUUAGAGGUUUCACAAAGAAAGGGAAACAGUUUCUUUCAUUCAACACGAAUCUCACAGAGAACAUCAAAGCUAUGCAUAUAUCUGGAUCAGAUCUCUUUCUCGGUGCAAGCUAUAUCUAUAACCAUUACUGUGACUGUAAGGAUCAACACUACUACUUAUCAGGAGAUAAAAUCAAUGAUGUUAUUUGUCUUCCAGUAGAGAAACUGUCUUGUAUUACACCAAUAUUGGCAUGUCAAGACAGAGUUCUUAGAGUUCUGCAGGGGUCAGAUUUACUGUAUGAAAUGGAAGUGCCUGGUCCCCCUUCUGUUUUGGCUUUGAAGAAUGGAGAUGGUGGUGACUCUGGUGAAGAGGUUUUAUUUGGGACAUCUGAUGGUAAUAUUGGUCUGGUAGAAAUUACUGGUGUUUCCCCAGUAGACAAGUGGAAAAUUGGUAAUGAGAAAAAAAGAGGCGGCAUUCUAUGUAUGGACAGCUUUGACAUUUUGGGAGAUGGUGUUAAGGAAUUGCUUAUUGGUCGAGAUGAUGGAAUGCUGGAAGUCUAUGGCUUUGAAAAUUCGAAGAGUCCUGUUCUCAGAUAUGAAUAUACCUUUUCAGAAAGUGUCACAUCUGUCCAAGGUGGCUGUGUUGGGAAGGAAGGCUAUGAUGAGAUCGUAGCAUCAACAUAUUCAGGAUGGGUGACAGGAUUAACUACAGAGCCUAUCCACCGAGAGUGUGGAUCAGGGGAUGGAUUAAAGCUUUCUCAUGACAUGCAGAACAAGGUUUUAUCCUUAAGGAAUGAAUUGGAACAACUACAGAUCAAGGUUCUUCAAGAGCGUGAAAAAUACCAACAGUCCUCACUGUCCAGCACUGCAGUUUCAGCCGUCCCAACAUUCAGUAUAAAUGACAAAUUUACAUUGAAUAGGGAUGAUGCCAGCUACAGCCUUGUUUUAGAGGUCCAGGCUGCAAUUGAUACUGUCUUGCUACAGUGUGAUGUUCCAAUAGAUCUAAAGGAUGCAGAUAAAAAUUCAGCUGUGGUUAGUGUGGUUGACUGUGAAUCAGAGCCCAAUGGUAACUUCCUUCUUGCCACUUACCGGUGUCAAGCAAAUACUACAAGGCUUGAACUUAAGAUUCUGUCAAUUGAAGGUCGGUAUGGGACACUGCAAGCAUAUGUGACUCCAAGAGUUCAACCAAAAACCUGUCAAGUUCGACAGUAUCAAAUUAAGCCGCUUUCACUUCAUCAAAGGACACACUGUAUUGAUCGUGACAGACCCAUGAAUACACUGACCCUCAAAGGCCAGUUCAGCUUUGCAGAAGUUCACUCUUGGGUUGUGUUUUGCUUGCCUGAAGUUCCUGAAAAGACGCCUGUGGGGGAGAGCAUCAGCUUCUACUUUCAGAACACUUUUUUGGAUACACAACUUGAAUGUACCUACCGGAAAGGAGAAGGAUAUUUCAAAUCUGACAAUAUUUCCACAAUAUCUAUUCUAAAAGAUGUGCUGUCUAAAGAAGCUACUAAAAGGAAAAUUAAUCUCAAUAUAUCAUGUGAUAUAAAUGAGGUAUCUGUGAAUCACACCUUAAAGUUAAUCCAUCCAAAAUUAGAGUAUCAGCUGAUGCUGGCUAAAAAAGUAGAAUUAAUAGAUGCUUUAAAAGAGUUACAAGCUCAUGAAGGAAAUACAGACUUCCUGAUUCCAGAGUACCGCAGCAUUUUGGAAGAGGCUGAACAGCUAAUCCAAGAGCACAAGAAACAACCCACGUCACUUGAAAGACUUUAUGGUAUGAUCACAGAUCUAUUCAUAGAUAAAUAUAAAUUUAAAGGCACUAAUGUGAAAACCAAAGUUCCUCUUCUGCUGGAAAUUUUGGGAAGCUAUGAUCAAAACACAUUGCUUGCCUUUUUUGAUAGUGCUUCAUGAUCUGGAAGGAUGGAAACAUUUUGAAAUCUCUAAAGUGAAUGUAGAAGACGCAGAUCAGCAAAUCCAGACCUUUGUUUACAUAAUUUUAAAUAUAAUGAUAAUUGUUACUGAAUAAAGGUUACACUUAUUAUGCAUAUAUAUUUAAAAAACAUUGUUACUUACCAAAAACAUUCCCUACAUCAAAUAUGUGAAUUGUGACUUAAUAAUGAUUGGUAGGACUGCCAAACUUUUAGUGACAUCUGGCAUAUAUACUCUAAAUACAUUUUACAGAACCUUAAUUUUAAAAGGACAUGUAAAAUGUUCUCCAUUCAUUAGCUUUUAAAGAAUCUGAUUUUGGAUUCUGAUUGAUCCUAGCAAAUUUAAAGAUUUUGAGUCUUUAACUAUAUGUAUCCUAUGCAAAAGACAAAAGGCCCCUUCUACACUGCCAUAUAAAAUCUGGAUUAUAAAAGCAAAUAAUCCACAUUAUCUGCUUUGAACUGGAUUAUAUGAGUCUACACUGCCAUUUAAUCCAGUUCAAAACAGAUAAUUUGGGUUUUUUAAUUAUUAUUAAUAUCCCUCACAAUGAACAUUAACACAAAACUUAGAAUAAAUCAGUUAAGCAAUUUUUAUACAUGCAAUCUCUAUGUGUACCCAACAGGCAUGGGGGCAUAUAUUCAUUCUUAAUAUUAAUGAUUCUUAUAUUGACCUCUUCUCCAAAAUGCUUAGUGUAUGUUGAUUUGAUUUUAUUCCCUUUUCUUUGAGAAAUAUAUAUUCAUAUAUAUAAAUAUAUCAUCUGUGUUUUAUAUGGCGGUGUAGAAGGGGCCUCAUAUGAUUCAGUUCAAAGCAAAUAAUGUGGAUUAUCUGAUUUGAUAAUCUAGAUAAUCAGGCGUGUAGAAGGGGCCAAAGUAGUCCUGUAUUUUGCUUGCAGGCCACAAAAGAAAUUCUUAGAUUUGCAUAACAGAUUUCAUGUAUCAUUGUUCACCAGUAUAGAUCAGUUUGGAAAUACAAUUCUGAUAAUCACACAUUCCAUAUCAACACUAUUAGGCCCCUUCUACACUGCCAUAAAAUUCAGAUUAUUAAAGCAAAUAAUCCACAUUAUCUGCUUUGAACUGGAUUAUAUGAGUCUACACUGCCAUAUAAGCCAGUUCAAAAUAUAUCAUCUGGAUUUUAUUAGGCAGUACAGAUGGGACCUUAGUUCCUUCUGUUUAUGAGCUAGCAUGGCAAUAAUGCCCUGCAUUAGCCAGUCACUAAAGAAAAUUGCUCUUGAUAAUGUAAUUCCCAGUUUGUAUAUAGAACUUGGUUAGCUAUAGAUUAUUACAUGUGUAAAUAGGAAAAAAGUUAUUUAUUGAAAAUAUAAUUGAUUCUGUGCUAAGUUGGAAUCAGUUUGAUAAAUAGUUUUUUUCAAUUAUAA
Molecule: messenger RNA, 3644 nt
Organism: Anolis carolinensis (green anole)
Lineage: Eukaryota; Metazoa; Chordata; Lepidosauria; Squamata; Anolidae
Gene: bbs7
Product: Bardet-Biedl syndrome 7
Exons: 19
Coding region: 104-2254 (716 amino acids)
Biological process (GO): intracellular protein localization; non-motile cilium assembly; intracellular transport
Cellular component (GO): ciliary basal body; BBSome; axoneme
Molecular function (GO): protein binding
Source: RefSeq, a predicted model, not a curated record